CGCUUAGUGCACGAAGACGGUGCUUCCUGCGCAGCAGGGUUGCGCAUCGCUCCACCCACUGGGUGGCAGUGACCAAUAGUAUGAGGGGUCUCGUGCCCGGCUGCUACGUCACUCCAGGGCCCGGGGAGUUUGGGCCUGGGCCGUGAACCUGUAGUUAGUUUCCUGGCCUCUGGAGUCUCGUCCUCCAUCGGUGACUUCAGAGAAUCUUUCAAGAGUUGGCUGGAAGCUACGGCCCUUAUUAGAGGGCCGUGCCUCGUCACUGAGACCCAGGGAGCCACGCAGCGUCCUCUCCAGCCCUGGCAGGUUUCAGGCGACCUUGAGCGGCCUGUGUUCCUGCCUGCAGGAACUUUGUGGGAAUUUUGGUAUAUGGAAAAUUGUUCUGUUCCAGCUGGUGUGAUCCAGAGGUCUUAGCAUCGUACCAGGACCAAAAUACUGUGUCAGCCAGCUGAGGACCCCCAGAAUCCCAUGGGUUUCUAAUUCCAUUUGUUCAGGAGCGCCAUGGCCCAUGUUGUCUUGAUUCCUGGGUUGACUCGUAGCACUGUGGGAGCCAUCUGCACGCAGGCUGCUUCAUGGAGAUUGACAGCCAGCACUUGGCGGCACCUUACUCUAACCAGCAUGAUGAAAUCCAGAAGGAAAGCUGAUCACUUGGAGAGAACUGCAAGUGUCCUCCGACGGGAGGUCAUGGCUACAGCUAAGGUGUGUGAAAUUGCCCAGGAGUCUCCAUCAGUGAAGAGCCUCCGUUUGCAUGUCGCUGAUAAAGACUUCUCUUUUAAGGCUGGCCAGUGGGUUGAUUUCUUUAUCCCAGGAGUCUCCGUCGUUGGUGGGUUUUCAAUUUGCUCUAGUCCCCAACUGCUAGAACGAGAGAGAAUAAUAGAGUUGGCAGUGAAAUACACAGACCACCCUCCUGCUAUCUGGGUUCACAAGAAGUGCACACUUGACUCUGAAGUGGCGCUCAGAGUGGGUGGAGAGUUCUUCUUUGACCCUCAGCCCACAGAUGCCCCUCGAAACCUCGUGUUGAUUGCUGGAGGGGUUGGGAUUAACCCCCUGCUUUCCAUCCUGCGCCACUCAGCAGAUCUCCAUCGAGACCAAGCAGACAGAGGAAGAGGCUAUGAUAUAGGAGCAAUAAAGCUGUUCUAUAGUGCCAAGAACACCAGUGAACUCCUGUUUAAGAAAAAUAUCCUCGAUUUAGUAAAUGAAUUUCCCGAGAAGAUUACAUGCAGUUUGCAUGUUACAAAACAGACGACACAAAUCAGUGCAGAACUUAAACCAUUCAUCACAGAAGGAAGAAUAACGGAGAAGGAGAUACGACACCACAUUUCAGCAGAGACUCUGUUCUAUAUCUGCGGCCCGCCUCCAAUGACGGACUUUUUCUCUAAGCAACUGGAGAGCAGCCAUGUUCCCAAGGAACACAUUUGCUUUGAGAAGUGGUGGUAGGGAGCCGGCCCAGACCUGAGAGCCACUCAGGAGAGUGAGACUGUUUAAGGUUUGUGGAUUUGCCUCCGCCUGAGCUAUCUUUUUUAAAGCUGUGAACUAAGUGUCCAACCCAAGACUAAAAGAAAAACCAGCAACAGAUUUACACAAUAAACAUGCUGUCAGCUCGUGA
This is a messenger RNA of Microtus ochrogaster (prairie vole), 1603 nucleotides long. It is a transcript of the gene Oxnad1, whose product is annotated as oxidoreductase NAD binding domain containing 1. Gene Ontology annotation, cellular component: mitochondrion. Gene Ontology annotation, molecular function: oxidoreductase activity. The record is from RefSeq and is a predicted model, not a curated record. Lineage: Eukaryota; Metazoa; Chordata; Mammalia; Rodentia; Cricetidae.